Molecule: messenger RNA, 1158 nt
Organism: Ooceraea biroi (clonal raider ant)
Lineage: Eukaryota; Metazoa; Arthropoda; Insecta; Hymenoptera; Formicidae
Product: protein ALP1-like
Source: RefSeq, a predicted model, not a curated record
UUAUAACUCUUGAAAAUGAUGAUCGUUUACACGUAGGGAUUUAUUUCGUCACCAUUCUUCUUAUCGAUGUAAUAACUUCUAGCAUUAUUGCCAACUUAGAGGAAUGAAAAGAGUUCGUGAAAAGUGGUGAAAAGAAAGCCGUGAAGAAAUAGUCGAAUACAAAAUGUAUAGAAAUAAAAAUGUAAUAUGUGAGACUGAAAAGGCAAAAAUAAUAAAUUUUUGUAUUGCAACAUAUUUGUCAAAUGUAAAACAUAUAUUGUUGCAGUCUACAAUCACACAACUUUUACACAUAUUUGGAAAGCGUCGAAGACAUGUAACAGAGGUUAUAUUACUACUCUUAUUAUAUGAAACUCCACCUAAUGAAUUGCUCGAUAUUGGGCCUAUUUUAAGAUUUUCACGAGAAAGAACGUGGAUGAAAAAAAGAAAUACAGAUUGGUGGGAACAAAUUGUUCAAAAUCAUUUUAAUGAAGAAGAUUGGUUGGAAUCAUUCCGAAAAUGAGAAAAUGUACAUUCACAUGGUUAUGUGAUCAAUUAAAAAAUGAACUUCCACCAUCUAUAAAUCAAUUAGGCGUAAGGGAACCAAUAUCGGUACAAAAACAAGUUGCUGUAUGCGUAUAUUUUUUAUCGAGUUGCUGUGAAUAUCGUGUCGUGGGUAAUGUCUUUGGAAUCCACAAGUCCACUGUUUGGAAAUGUAUACAUAAAGUAGUUGAUGUAAUUAAUACGAAACUAUUGCAUCAAUGGAUAUUUAUGCCCAAGAAUGAUGAAUGUCAAACAAUAGCUGCAUUAUUUGAAAGAAGAACUAAUAUACCACAAUUAAUCGGAGCAAUUGAUGGAUCCCAUAUUCCAAUUUUACCUCCGAGCGAUGGAUAUAGAGAUUAUAUUAAUCGUAAAGGAUGGCCUUCGAUGGUACUGCAAGCAGUUGUUAAUAAUACUUACAAAUUUCGUAAUAUUUUUUGUGGAGAACCAGGAGCCUGUCACGAUGCUGCUGUUUUCAAAAAAUCAAACUUGUAUAAAAAUCAUGAUUCUUUGAUACCUUAUCAAACUAAAGUGGUUUUAAAUAGGCCAAUACCAUAUCUGAUAAUGGGUGAUUCUGCAUAUCCGUUGCUGGAUUGGCUAAUAAAAGGAUACACAAAAAGUACGCAGUUAACACCCCAGUAA